Messenger RNA from Podarcis muralis (Common wall lizard), 1648 nucleotides. RefSeq names its product coiled-coil domain containing 3 (gene CCDC3). Gene Ontology annotation, cellular component: extracellular region. The record is from RefSeq and is a predicted model, not a curated record. Gene Ontology annotation, biological process: negative regulation of gene expression. NCBI's taxonomy places the organism in Eukaryota, Metazoa, Chordata, Lepidosauria, Squamata, Lacertidae.
AGUUGAUUCAUUUCAUAGGGAUCUUGUUUCACAAACCUAGCCUCAGGUUUUGUGAGUGUGCUCUGUGUGUGUGUGUUUUUUAAAGGCACUGGGGAAACUUUUAGCAUCCAGUGUGCGAAGCCUGCAUCCUCCAUCAUGCUGCAAAUCCGGCUGCUCCUGCUCCUGUGCUUUGGCAAUCAGCUCAGUCCCAGCCUGGGCUGUCAGCUGCCGUCCGAGUGGAGACCCCUGAGCGAAAGCUGCAGGGCUGAGCUGGCAGAAAUCAUCGUCUAUGCCAAAGUCUUGGCACUGCAUCAGGAUAUGUACAGCAUGUUCAACUAUUUGCCCUGGCAAUAUGAAGCCCCAGAAGGGGGGCUCUUUUACUCUGCCGAGAUUGAGAUGCUCUGUGAUCAGGCCUGGGGAAGCAUGCUGGAAGUCCCUGCGGGAUCCCGGCUCAACCUGACGGGACUGGGGUAUUUCUCCUGCCACUCUCACACAGUCAUGCAGGGUUACUCCUACUUCUUCUUCCUCAGAAUGGAUGAGAAUUAUAACCUCCUUCCACAUGGAGUAAAUUUCCAGGAUGCAAUAUUUCCAGAUACCCAAGAAAACAGACGGAUGUUUUCGAGCCUUUUCCAGUUUUCCAACUGCACUCAAGGACAGCAUUCCAUGGCCUUCUCUAGUGACUGGGAGAUGCAAGAGGACAGCAGGCUCAUGUGCUCUUCAGUCCAAAAAGCCUUGUUUGACGAAGAAGAACACGUGAAGCAGCUCCAGCAACAGGUGGCCAGCCUGGAGAAGCGCAACAAGCAGCUGCGAGACCGAGUCAAGAAAGUCAAGCGGUCGCUCAGGCAAUCCAGGAAGAACACCAGACACAUAGAGCUGAUCAACCGAAAGCUCAGUGAGAAGCUGUCCUCUGUAGGAGGCCAGAUCCCAUAUGCUAACUCCUUAAAGCAAGCAAACUCUCAUGCUACCUACCUUAAAGUAUAAAGCCAGGUUUAGUGCUCCAGGCAGUGACGCUGGUGACUUCACAGCAUACACCUCUCCUCUCCUCUCCUCUCUCCUCUCCUCUCCUCUUUUCUCUUACAGCCCAGAAGGGACAUUAUGAGUUCAAGACCAUCAUUGACUGUUCUAUGUUUAUGCAUUUAAAGUCUGCAUAAACAUGAUGGUCCAUGUGCCAUGUUCCUCUGAGGGUAAUAAAAAAAAAAUCCAGUUGAGACAAAUUGAGCGGAUAUGAAAGCUGCUUGAGUCUGGGCCCAGUGAAUGGUCUGGACACUGGACCCCCAACAUUGUCAGUUAGCAUUUGUUGCUUUAGGUUUGGGCUUGGGAGUCCACCAGAGAGCUGCAUGGAAGCCAGUCUGAGCUUCUCAAGGAAGAGCAAGAUAUAGAAAAACAUGUGCGCUCUGUCUUGGCCGUGCAGACAGAAGUCUCAGCAUGAACACAGUGAUUUCAGGAAGGCCUUGUGGCAUGUGGUAAACUCUGGUUUCCAGACAAAGAUAAGGGAUUCUAAUGUAAAAUUAAAAUGCAAACUUUCUAGUCCUCUUCCAACAUUUCCAGAAUGCAAUCCAACUUUACUUAAAUAUAUGCUGGCAAUCAGAAUAUCUUUAUCUCUUAACAACAACAACAACAACAAUUGUCCAGUAGCACCUUAGAGACCAACUAAGUUUGUUCUGCUAUA